AUGAGCCGGUGCCCCUGCAGCUGCUCCUCGCGGCCCUCCUGCCGCAGCUGCUGCUCCUGCUCCCGCUCCCGCCGCUCUCGCGCCCUGACAGCCGCCGGGGCCCCUCGACCUUCGGAAGGUUGUAAAGAAGAAAGCUGCACACUUUCUAUGAAAAUGAAGUGUGAUUUUAAUUAUAACCGUGCACAUUCUGGACUUAAACUGGUAAAGCCUGAUGACAAUGGAAAACCAGGUUCCUACACUCCUGCAUAUUUGGAAGGUUCUUAUAAAGACUGUAUUAAAGACUAUGAAAGUUUAUCAGAUAUUGGGUCACCCAUUGUAAACACCAGAAUUGUAGAACUUGAAAAUGACAGCAAGCCCCUACAUAACAAGGAAAAUCAACAUGUACAACAAACAUUUAACAGCUCAAAUGAGAUAGAAGAACUGGAGACCAGUGGACCCUAUGAAGAUAGUGGCUAUUCCUCAUUUUCUCAACAAAAUGGCCUCAAUGAACAUGAAGAGGGUAUCCAUCCCUUGGAGGAAAAUUUCAGCGAUAGUCCACAGUUUUGCCUGCUACAGACUCAAAGCCCCAGCCAGUAUCCCAACAAAAACUUGAUGCCAGCUCUUCAUUUUGCAAAAGUGGUUUGUUCAACAUUAAAAAAGAAUACUAAACGAAAUCCGAAGAUAGAUCGAGAAAAGUUGAAAGAAUUCAUAUCCAGUGGAAAUUUUAAACUACAGAAUAUAAUUGGAAGGAAAAUGGGCCUAGAAUGUGUAGAUAUUCUCAGUGAACUCUUUGGAAGGGGACUCAGACAUCUCUUAAAAACUAUUUUAGCCCAGCUCAGUGAUAUGGACUUAAUCAAUGUGUCCAAAGUGAGCACAACUUGGAAGAAGAUUCUAGAAGAUGACAAGGGGGCAUUUCAGCUGUAUAAUAAAGCAAUACAAAGAGUGAUUGAAAAGAACACUAAGUUUUCACCACAUGCUUCUACCAGAGAAUAUGUUAUGUACAGAACCAAGUUAGCAUCUGUUCAAGAAUCAGCCCACACUCUCCCUAAAAAAGAUGCUCGAACAAAGUUAACCAAUCCAGUUGAUCAGAAAGGUUCUACUUACAGUCGACACAAUGAAUUCUCUGAGGUUGCCAAAACUUUGAAAAACAACGAAAGCCUCAAAGCCUGUAUCCGCUGUAAAUCACCUGCAAAAUACGAUUGCUAUUUACAGCGAGCAACCUGCAAGCGAGAAGGCUGUGGAUUUGAUUAUUGUACAAAAUGUCUGUGUAAUUAUCACACCAACAGGGACUGUUCGAAUGUCAAACCCCUAAAAGCCAGCUAUAAAAUGGGCCCUCUGCCUGGCACUAAAAAAAGCAAGAAGAAUUUACGGCGAUUGUGAUCUCUUACUACAUCAAUUAUAGCCAAUCAUGAAGGUUAGUUGGGAAAUGUUAGGUUUUAACUUUAAAAAUAAGUGUGUCAUAGUUUUUAUGUUGAAGGCAAUAUUGUACAUGGGAUUUUUCCUCAGA
Messenger RNA from Condylura cristata (star-nosed mole), 1486 nucleotides. It is a transcript of the gene FBXO5, whose product is annotated as F-box protein 5. Gene Ontology annotation, cellular component: nucleus. The transcript is spliced from 5 exons. Gene Ontology annotation, biological process: regulation of mitotic nuclear division; negative regulation of meiotic nuclear division. Lineage: Eukaryota; Metazoa; Chordata; Mammalia; Eulipotyphla; Talpidae. The coding region runs from base 1 to 1359 and encodes 452 amino acids. The record is from RefSeq and is a predicted model, not a curated record. Gene Ontology annotation, molecular function: protein binding.